Danio rerio (zebrafish) is the source of this 3663-nucleotide messenger RNA. Lineage: Eukaryota; Metazoa; Chordata; Actinopteri; Cypriniformes; Danionidae. The record is from RefSeq and is a predicted model, not a curated record.
AAUUCAUACGGGAGGAUGUGACGUCACCGACCAAAUCCCCUUGAAGAGCUCGAAAAUGGCCGUCAAAGCAAAGCGAUUUUAAUCUACUGUCGAAAUAACGUUUUUUCGGGUGUUGUUUAGACCAUAAGACAUUUACGUGAGGUUUUUCCUCUACACGUCAUGCCACAUAUCACUCACAGUGAGUUUCUUCUGGAGCAGCUGAAGAGGCAACGCGAGAGAAGCUUUCUGUGUGACUGCACAGUAUCCAUAGGUCAGGCUCAGUAUCGAGCACAUCACAAUGUUCUGGCAGCCUUUAGUGAAUAUUUCUCCACACAGUCUGUUGAUGCUGGAAGAGAGGAUCCCACCAUAACUUUGGACCCUGAGAGCGUGAGCAGUGCCAUCUUUGAAAAACUACUGACUUACAUUUACACCGGAGAUCUGAAUAUGGACAGAGAAGAAAUCGAAAGUGUUCAGAAAGCUGCAUCUUAUCUUGGGAUGCCUGAGGUUGUGGCUCGCUGCACUUUAUCUCAAGAUAACAUAAAAAAUGUUGGAUCGCCCAUGAGACAAGCGGAAUACGAGGAUCCACGAUCUCCUCUAAGCCCAGAUGACUAUGAGCCUUUAGAGCCGAUCUCGGAGGUGGAAGAGCGAGAGCUGCUGCGAGAAGACAGAGCAGGCGACGAUCUCGUGUCAAUGGAUGAAGCCCAGUCGUCCAGCGAACAAACCCCUCAGAGAGUUGGAAAGAGAGGGAGGAAACCUAAAACCAGGCUGUACGAGGAUGAGUUUGAGGUUGAAACCAUCAGCGCUCAGAGAGGCAGAGGAAGAGGUCGAGGAAGGCCGAGAGGACGGCCAAGAGUCAGGCCUUUGAGUUCUGAUUCCACUGAUCAAUCGCCAGCACAUCAAGCUAUGAGUCCAAACGGCAGCUCAACAAGCAGAGGAUCCGGGAGACCAAGAGGUCGUCCCAGGGUUAGACCACUGUCCACCGCUAAUGAAGACCCUCGCAAUGUUGAAGAUGAUCCAGCAGCAAAUAAAGAUCAAGAAGUUGAAAAAGGAAAUGAAGAACAAAAAAAGGAGACUGGUGAAAAAGAUGACGGUAAGAAUGACACAGAUAACCCAGAAGAAGUCACAGCUUUCAAACGAGGCAGAGGAAGACCACGAAUUAAACCGGUAUCUACUGAAGACCAAACCACAAACUCUGAGAACGUGACAACAAAUGCUGAAGACGGAUCAGAACCGGCAAAGACGAAAGACAGCGAAGGUACGGGCCGUAAAAGAGGAAGACCACGAAGCAAGCCCGUUUCUUCUGAAGAUCCUGAAUCUGUUAUUUCAGUGGAGAUCAGCGGAGAAGAAGCUGGCGAAGAAACCAGUCAGGAUGCUGAGAAACACACUGAAGAAGGAACCGAAGAUUCAGAGUCCAAUCCUGGCAACAGCGUCCGCAUCAGCAAAAGAAAGAGGAUCUUAAGUCGAAAGCUGAAAGAGAGCCAAGCGGGUGAUGAGGAGGAGGAAGAGGAGAUGGAUGACGAGUUUGAGAAUGAUAAUGAGGACUGGGCAGGGGAAGAGGAAGUGAAACCGGUGCAGGACAAACACAGGCCUAUUUGUAACAUCUGUGGGAACCUGUUUUCUGAGAUGAGCAGUUUGCGGAGGCACAUGCGCAUUCACAAGGGCCUUAAACCCUAUCAGUGCACACUCUGCACGCGCUCCUUCAGACAGGGCAACCAGCUGAAGACACAUAUGCGCAUACACACAGGAGAGAAGCCCUUCACCUGUACGUCCUGCGAUUCUCGGUUUGCUCAGAAGUGUCAGCUGGUCUAUCACUGCCGCAUGCAUCAUGGAGAAGAGAAGCCGUAUAAAUGUGAAUUCUGUGGAGCAGCUUUUGCCACAUCUAGCAAUCUGAAAAUUCACAUACGGAAGCACAGUGGUGAGAAGCCGUAUGAAUGUGGAGAAUGUGGGAAGCGCUUUACUCAGGCCAGCACUCUAAUGUAUCACAAGCGGCGACACACUGGAGAAAAACCAUACAUCUGUGACACCUGCGGCAUGGCCUUCGCGGUGUCCAGCUCACUCAUCGCACACAACAGGAAACACACCGGUGUGACUCCGUACAUAUGCUUGGAUUGCGGAAAGCCUUGCCUAACUGCAGGUGAACUUCGGAAACAUAUGGAUGUCCACAAUGGAGCAAGAAAAGUAAUUUGUAAUCUGUGUGGAAUCAUAUUUUCAGACAUAUACAGCUUGAAGAAGCACAGCAUCUUGAAACACAAUGUCGUUCCAGAGCUAGAGACGACUCAGACUUCCAAAACCGACCCGACGCAGUGUCCCCUCAACAUCCCGAUUGACCAUCAGGGCCUGAUCGCGCGUGUUCGUUCAGCUCUUGUCGAUUCGCAAGACCACGAAAUUCAGAUGGAGCCUCCACUGCCUAUAUUGCCUCCAGAAACGUCGCUCAUCAUCCAGCAGUCGGCAGAGCCUCAGAUGAUCAUCCAACAUGCAGACGGCAGCGAGCCCUCCAUGAUCUUCCAGCACGCAGAGGCAUCCGAAGCCCCGAUGCUCAUCCAGCACGGAGAACCCGGAGAGCAGGUAAGCUACGUGGUGGAGCAGUACGAGAUCCCAGCCACCGCCGAGAUGGAGCACACGCAGAUCGUCAUCGUUCAGACCAUCGAUUAAAUAAAUAAACGUCAGCUUUUACUUCCGUUUUAAAUCUGUGUUCUCCAUCCGUCUUGUUUUCUAAGCUUGUGAAUGAUAAACUCUUUUGAGAGUGUGUGGAAAUGAGAUUCUCUCUUUUUUUUCCAUUCAGAACAUAAUUUGGAUCACUUAUACACACUCGGAAAUAAAGAUCAAAAAUUGGACACCUUCACAGCAGUGUUUCUCAACCCUGUUCCUAAAAGCACACCGACAGUACAUAUUUUGGAUGUCUCCUUUAUAUAAUCCAUUCAUUUAAGGUUUUGGAGUCUCUACUAAUGUUCUGUUGAGUUGAUUCAGGUGUGUUUGAUUAGGGAGGGGUUGAAUAUGUGUACUGUUGGUGUGUCUUUAGGAACAGGGUUGGGAAACACUGCUUUAGAACAGUGUUUCUCAACCAUGUUCCUGGAAGCCCACCAACACUGCAUGUUUUGGAUGUCUCCUUUAUCUGUCACACCCAUUACAGGUCUCUCAGUUUCUGCUAAUGAGCUGAUAAUCUGUGUGGUUGGUUAAGGAGACAUUGAAAAUGUACAGAGCUGGUGGUCCUCCAGGAACGUGGUAGAGAAACACUGCUUUAGAAUACACUUUUGUACCUUUAAGUUACUAUAAGGUACACAUUUGUACUUUUUGAGUGUUGAAAUGUACCUUUAGGGACUUGUUAGGAACAAAAUUGUACAGUGACAGAUUUUGCACCUUUAUUUCUGAGAGACAGAUGUGUUUUCUGAAAUGAAGGGAAGGCCAGAUUUGGGUUAAGCUAUAAUUAUAAAAGCAAAAGCAUUUCGGUUUUGUAUGUUUGAAAAGGCUUUUUGUAUUUAAUUGAAAAGACAGUACAUCUAUAUGCUUUACAGGUCCUCCAGAUGUUUUCAACUGUGUCUUUUAGAAGUAUGAUAUGUAAAUAGCUAUAAUGUUAUAUAUAUAUUUGACCCAGUGUCUGACCUGUUUCAUAAUGAUGUGAAAUCAUUCGGAUGCUCUAACAACCUGGGCGACUUUUUAUAAUAAAUCAUCUCACGUAUGACGUAA